Juglans regia (Persian walnut) is the source of this 579-nucleotide messenger RNA. RefSeq lists its product as uncharacterized. The record is from RefSeq and is a predicted model, not a curated record. Lineage: Eukaryota; Viridiplantae; Streptophyta; Magnoliopsida; Fagales; Juglandaceae. Gene Ontology annotation, molecular function: RNA-DNA hybrid ribonuclease activity; nucleic acid binding. The transcript has a single exon. Bases 1 to 579 code for a protein of 192 amino acids.
AUGCAUCAAGUUGUUGAACAUGCUAUUUAUGUGCUGAAAUGUUAUAAAGGGGCCCGGCGACUAUUAAGGCAACAAGUGCGAGAUUUCUACAAAUGGAAGCCACCGGAUCCUGAUGUUUUGAAAUUAAAUGUUGAUGGAGCUGUUUUUGAAGAGAUGGGGAGAGCUGGUAUAGGUGCAAUCUUGAGACACAGUUCGGGCCGAGUGUUGAUGGCUGUAAUCUCAUUAGAAGAUGUUGUUGCUGAACCUAUACAGGUGGAGUUGUUGGCCCUUCUACGUGGCCUUCAAUUCUGUGUAAGCUUGGGAAUAGAAAAGAUCCAGGUAGAGAGUGAUUGCUCCCUAGCCAUAGAAGCAUUACAUCAAGGUAACAUAGACAUCUCCAAAUUUGGUGGUAUUUAUUUUGAGAUUAAAGAGUUGGCUUCUCAUUUUGGGGAUUGUAUGUUUAGAUAUGUUUAUAGAGAGACUAAUGAAGUUGCUCAUUAUCUUGCUAAGUAUGCAAGGAAUGUUGGUAGAAUCAACAUGUGGUGGGAUUGUAUUCCGAACUUUUUAUCUCAAACCUUGUGGUUUGAUUUAUAUCUGUAA